AUGCCUAAUGAAGAGCUCUCUGGGUGGAAGCUUGUUGUGGGAGAUGUGUUCAGAGAACCAGACUAUCCCAAGCUUCUUUGCGUGAUGGUUGGAGAUGGGGUUCAGAUUACAGGGAUGGCAGUUGUCACAAUCAUCUUUGCAGCAUUUGGUUUCAUGUCACCAGCUUCACGAGGAAUGCUACUGACCAGAAUGAUCAUUCUGUAUCUUUUCCUUGGGAUAAUUGCUGGUUAUGUUGCUGUCCGUGUAUGGAGAACCAUAAAGGGAACUUCCGAAGGGUGGAGAUCAGUUUCCUGGUUUGUGGCGUGCUUCUUUCCUGGAAUUGUCUUUGUUAUUCGUACAAUACUGAAUUUCAUUCUAUGGGGCAGCAAGAGUACUGGUGCUCUUCCCAUUUCUUUGUAUUUUAUACUCAUCUCCCUCUGGUUCUGCAUUUCCGUGCCUCUCACCCUUCUCGGGGGAUUCUUAGGCACACGAGCUGAGCCAAUUUCAUAUCCCGUAAGAACCAACCAGAUUCCAAGGGAGAUUCACGCGCGCAAAUAUCCAUCAUGGCUUCUUGUUCUUGGUGCUGGGACACUUCCGUUUGGAACCCUUUUCAUUGAACUCUUCUUCAUCCUUUCUAGCAUCUGGCUUGGAAGAUUUUAUUAUGUCUUCGGUUUUCCUUUUUAUAGUGCUUAUGUUGUUGGUUAUCGUUUGUGCUGA
Messenger RNA from Pyrus x bretschneideri (Chinese white pear), 696 nucleotides. RefSeq names its product transmembrane 9 superfamily member 12-like. Gene Ontology annotation, cellular component: membrane. The transcript has 2 exons. NCBI's taxonomy places the organism in Eukaryota, Viridiplantae, Streptophyta, Magnoliopsida, Rosales, Rosaceae. Gene Ontology annotation, biological process: protein localization to membrane. The coding region runs from base 1 to 696 and encodes 231 amino acids. The record is from RefSeq and is a predicted model, not a curated record.